Molecule: messenger RNA, 1598 nt
Organism: Chironomus riparius
Lineage: Eukaryota; Metazoa; Arthropoda; Insecta; Diptera; Chironomidae
Source: the annotation of a GenBank genome assembly
AGUUGACGCCCCCUUUUUCCUAGAAGUAAACACAAAUUUUACAAAUUAAAUUAAUUAUACAAUAAUGCAAGAAUCAAAUACAAUGAACAACGUCUAGUGAUAUUAUCGAUUGAUAAUGAACUCUGUGGCACUAAUUAGCAUAUUUUUAAUUACAUUUAAGUUAGUUUUAAGUCAGAAUUCAUGCAAUAUUAAGGAAAUAUUUGUGAUUAAAAAUAAUGUUUGUGAAAUUAAUGAGAUUCCAAUAGACGAGAAUGAUUCUAAUAAGCCGGAUCCAAUAUAUAUUAUGUAUUCGGUGAAUCCAGUUGAAGGAUUUAACUUACGAAGAGAUGUGUACUUAAGAAUGGCAAUAUUUGUUAAAAACUUAAGAAAAUUUAAAGGAUAUGAGCAUGCACAGCUUGUACUACCCAUAUUCCAUCACUUAUAUCACUGGAAGUCUCAAUUUCGCCAAAAUAACAUUUUUUGGAACAACUUCUUUGAUAUACCUAGUUUAAAGCUAUUCACCAACAUUCUUGAUAUGUGGGAGUUCUUUGACAUAAUGCAUGAAACCAACAAGAAAGAUAUAGAAAUAGGUGAGACAUACAAAUUACAGCAUUUUGAGAACAUGUUCGAGAACGGCGUAUUUGUUGAUAAAUUUGAGGAAGCAGUUUGCACUCGUCACGAUUAUGACAACUAUCAUUAUAUGGAAUAUUAUAAUAUAACAGAGAAGACAAUCACUUGUAUAAAUUUUCAAGGAAGCGUAAUGUUACUUAAAGACAUUCUCGAAGAGUACAAAGACAAAUAUCAUGUACCAGGAACUCCUAGAAUCAUUUUAUUUGCUCAUGCUGAGACAGCGCUGCACGAGUUUUUCGGUGGUGAUGAAUAUUGGAUGGCAAGAAGAUCUAUGAGAUUUAAUAAAGCACUUCAAGGCAUUGGAUAUGCCUUUAGAUCUGACUUUUUUGGUUCGACUGAUGAAAAUGAUCGUGUUCAAAGACCAGAGUUGUGGACAGACGAAAAGCCUUACAGACAAGCAAUAGGCGGUGAUUACCUUUGUGUUCAUAUGAGACGAGCAGACUUUGUGUAUGGACGUGAAGCACAACUUCCAACUCUUAGGAGUGUCGCAAAUCAAAUAAAACGAGCACUGGCUGAAUUAGGCUUGCAUAAAGUCUAUUUGUCAAGUGAUUGUUCAGGCUCAGAAUUUCACGACAUGAAAGCAUUCCUGCGCGGUGUGAAUCUUUAUAAAUUUAAGCCUCCAUGGGAAUAUCAUGUACAGUUAGGAGAUGGUGCUGUUGCCAUAGUCGAUCAAAUCAUUUGUUCUCAUGCCAGAAAAUUUAUUGGAACCUUUGAGUCGACAUUCACUUAUCGUAUUUAUGAGGAACGAGAAAUUCUUGGAUUUCCACAAGACAUGACCUUUAAUACUCUUUGCAAACGUGACGAUUUGUUGGAUUGUAAUAGGAACUCAAUAUGGCCUAUUAGGUACUAGAAAGAUUAAUUCUAAUCAUUAAUUUUAGUUUUUCUCAUCGACAACCAAAAACUUAAAUAAUUUUACUGUCAGAACUUGCCUAAUUUAAUUUAAUGUGAAAUGUAACUUCAAAUGUGCAAUAAAAUUAAAUAUGUAAACA